Molecule: messenger RNA, 1699 nt
Organism: Effrenium voratum
Lineage: Eukaryota; Dinophyceae; Suessiales; Symbiodiniaceae
Source: the annotation of a GenBank genome assembly
GUGGCGAGAUUCACCACCCCCGACAUCGUGGGAUACGACAAAAGGUGUUUGCCAGACGAAGGCAGCUGGCUGCAGUUGCGUGCUUCUCUGCAAGAGAAGCAGGCGGCCUUCCAGGACGAAAGCUUCGGCCCCAACGACGGGUCUUUGUACGGAGGCACGGAGGCGGAUCUCAGCGAUAAGGCGGCGGCCGGCCAGAAGGCCACCUUCAAGGUGGAGCUAUGGCAGAGGAUUUGGGAAAUGGACCACGCCAAGCAGGGUGGGCCUUUGGUAAAGAACGGUGCCUCCGCUCACGACAUCGAGCAGGGCCAGCUGGGGGACUGCUACUUUGUGAGCGCGCUGGCGGCGCUGGCGGAAUCCCCGGCCUUCAUGGCAAGGCUCCUGCCCGGAGCGCAAACCAUCAACCCAGAGGGCAUCUACGCGGUGCGCUUCUGGCAGGAUGGGGAGUGGCGGGUGGUGGUCGUGGACGACCAACUGCCUUGCCGCAAGCCGAAUCGCUUGUUUUUUGCCGCUGCGCGGAAUGGGGACUUCUGGGUAUCCUUGGUUGAGAAGGCCUACGCCAAGCUGUGUGGCAGCUAUUAUGCCAUCAAGAGCGGGUCACAGCCAGACGCGUUUCUGGCACUAACUGGCCUCACCAUGCCGCAAACCAUCAAGCUGCGGUCAUAUCGGCCCGACCCAGAGGACAAAAAGGAGCUGUACCGGCUGAUGCGAGAGUGCGCCAGUACGGGGGGCCUCCUGGGCUGUGCCUCCAAGGGUAAGUGGGAGAAGGGCAUCGCACCUCUGCACGCCUACACUGUCCUCGGCCUACGCGAAGUUGAGACCGUCGAUGGGGAGAUGCUGAAGAUGGUCCACAUACGCAAUCCCUGGGGGGCAGGCAUUGAAUGGAAGGGCAAGUUUUCUGACGGAGAUUCCGCCUGGGACUCCGUGCAUGAAGCUGUUCGGGAGGACAUGAACGCGAAGAAGGCCAAAGAUGGAACUUGGUGGAUGACCCUGGACGAUUUCUGCGAGCACUUCUUUUGCGCCUACUUCGGCUGGCAUUACGGCGAGACCUGCAGCCUAUACCAGGUUGCCACCGAGCAGGGGGAAAGCGGCCUGAGACCUAGCAUCACAGUGCAGAUCAGAACCGCGGGCCCGGUGCGUGCAUACAUCCAGGGCCCCACCAAGCGCGCGGUGCCGAAACAAGCGCAAGGCCAGCUGCCUGUGCUGGAGGUGACCUCCAAGCACUCCAAGGAAGGCAAAGGCGCGCAGAAGACGAAGUGCCGCACCAGGAGCAAGGCCGACAUGGUGUUUCACGCAGGCCCAGGAGAUUCUGUAGAUCUAAACAUUCGGCUGGAAAGCCCUGGCCGGGUUUAUGUCACGCUGGUGUGCCCACCUGACUCGGCAGUGCUCGCAAAUCAUGGCAACGAGAUGGUCUUCUUGUCCUCGUACCGCCCUUCUUUGCCCGAGCCCGCGGAGCCGCAGCCAAAGCCCGAGGAGCCUGAGGAGCCUGAGGAGCCGGAAGCGGAGUCGCCGGAUUUCCAGGCGCUAAAGUCAAUCGUCCAAAGGCAGGGCGCAGCUGACUGGCUGAUGGGGCCGACCAGACGAAAGUGAUGCAGAAGAUUUGGGGAGCUGGGCUGGUGACAGUAGAGCUGCUCGUGCCAGAGCUGCUCGGGAACGUCAACGACAAGCUGCCCGCAGGCAAGGGCUUCGGGGGGCGCAGCCU